Molecule: messenger RNA, 2304 nt
Organism: Ramularia collo-cygni
Lineage: Eukaryota; Fungi; Ascomycota; Dothideomycetes; Mycosphaerellales; Mycosphaerellaceae
Exons: 1
Coding region: 1-2304 (767 amino acids)
Source: RefSeq, a predicted model, not a curated record
AUGUCUGAGCCACCCGUCGCACGCAUGGGCAAUAUCCUCAGGGGGGUAGAGCUGUCGCUGAGAGAGUGCGAUACCACGCGGUCAUUCCUACGCCACUGUCAAGCCUUCCGCGAUCGAAUCUUAGAAGACGAGCAGCUCAGUAUUGCUUACGCGACAUGGCUCGACUUGACUCUCAAGCGACGCGGUCUCAAGCCGUCGGACCCGGACGAUCGCUGGAAGUAUCUGCGAGAUCUCGCUGCUCGGCCCGUGGGGAGCGGUGAGGUAGCACGGAGGACUCGGGCGUUGGCCACACUAGGCGGUUACAUCUCAUGGGAGAAGACAGAGCAUUACAACUUUCACCUGGCUCCUCGACCAAUGUUGGAAUUAGCUGUGGCGCUGACAAGGAGUACCUCUUUCGACUGGGCCGCAUUUGCGGGCAGAAUUAAUUGCGCCAUGCUGAUGACCCACAUUAGGGCCAUCGAAGAUGCGGCGGGCAGACAGAUAACCAUUGUCGAUGGCCGCUCAUUUAGAAAUGCCGACAUCAAAGUCGCACUUAAGACCGCUGCAACUUCCGAUCUCCUCAAACUUGUGAGCCAAUGGGCUGGGUGUGCUGACGGUCACAUGUGGCUUGACGAUGGAGAGUGCUUGGCCCGGCGGCCCUAUGUCCAGAUGUACCUUCUUCAGUACGAUGCAUUCGGAAUCCUUGUGCCAAGGACAAACGUGCAGCAGAUCCAACCAUGUGAUCAAUGUCACCAUCUUGGUACACCGCCGGAUGCAGCUAAGGUGACCAGCAGCGCGCAAAGAUGCCCGCCUACAAAGGCUCAAUCAGACAAUGGCAGAAGACCAACUACAGCGGGCAAAGUACCAAAGCUGACUGUCUUACGCACACCAAUUACCAAAUGCCAGAUGUCUCGUGUCCCCUCAGCUAGCUGGCAAAUGAGCAAGUCACAACACAGCUUCGGCGAAGUUGAAAACUCAAGCAACACUUCAGACGACGAGCACACUACAAUGGCAACACCGUGUGGAGAAGGCUGUAUGCAUGACUUUGAUACAGAUAUGCUGGAUCCAUCCGAAUCUAGUCAGGUGGACUGGAGUUCAUGCUUCCACGCAAAUAUGUCCGAAGAGAGCGCCGCUCCCUUGGACUUCCCUCCUCCCCAGUUGGUUGUGUCUCCGAGCAGACUGAACAAACCAUUUGUACCUGAGUCGCACAACUUUACACUUCCGCGGCCCCCGACGGAGCCCGUGUUUGAUGAAGCAUAUACAUUAGCUCUCGAGCAGUGUAUGACGCAUAAACUCGGAUCGAGCUUGUCAAGAUGGACAGACGAGUUACGUUCCGCAACGGUAUACCACGAUCCUGCAGGACCAGCAAACCCCAAUACAGCGCAACAUACGGCGGACAUAUGGUGUAUGGACGAGCAAGCCUUUUGCAGAUUUGCCCAAGACAAGAGUUUCGAUCGGCCAAUUUUGAUCAAAGAAAACUUCAAGGACGCCGUGGACUUCAGUCUCGAUCGCUGUGUCCGAGAGAUCUGCGAUCGGCUUGCCGGGUCCGAAUUAAAUGUACAAAGUCCCAGCUCCGAGAGUGAGGAGCGCAUAUCUUGCGACGCUUUUGUGCGGGCGCUUCUGCAGACGGAGGGAGCCUACAGUGCUCCACGACUCCCUCCAUGGGCAGACGCUAACAAGCCUCGCUUAACUAGUCUUCCUCGUUAUCGCCUGCUGAAGAUGUUGGUAGAGCGACUUGAAGCUCAGCGUGGACCUGAUGACUCAGACAUGUCAUUGCUACGCGAGACGACUGCGGAACACGACACGAUCAGUGCGCGAGGUGCAUACUCCGGCGCACGCAUCGACGCCUUGACAGGAGGUUGGAUUAGAAAUUUGCUGGGCAAAUCCUUGUGGUUGUUCGUCCCACGAAAAGCCAUGACAUCGGAUGACUGGGACUGCUUCUCGAAAGCAGGCCAUGGGUGGGAUCCCCAAGGGAAGGCUCGUGCAGUGUUUCUCCACACAGGCGAYGUUCUUUUCAUCCCACCCGGAUUGCACAUCGUCUAUAGUGUACUGACUCUUGAAAGCAGCUGGAUGGAGCGUGGCUUGGUGUGGGAUGAGUGGAGCAUUGCUCGUUUGUUAGAAAGCCUUCAUUGGCUUGGGGACGUUCGGGGUGCGAAAACAGAAUCAUGCGCCAGCUUCUUGCAGGAAGUGAUAGCGGCACUAGAAGAAGUCGUGACGAUGGAUCCGCAGCGAUUUGCCAGAGGCGCAGAUAUCAACGGAUUCCAAAGUCAAUUCAAAGUCGUGGUGGAGGAGGUUGCUGCGUUUUUCUCGGCAGACUACAGUUGA